AUGCACUCCUCUAGCCGAACCUUCGCUCCGCCCUCGAGGCCUCGUCGCAUCGACACGAGCAGGCGGACCACCACCGCAGCGGAACCAAAGACACACGGCCCUGUUUCCCAGAGGGAAGACAAAAACAUGAACACCAUUUCCUCUCCUCGGCGCUCCACCAAAGCGACCCCCGAGUCUUCCAGGACCAGGGUGGGGGUCCAGCCUCGUGCCCCCAGAUUGGGCUUACAGAGAAACACAGCUCCCCUCUCUACGACCAAACCCAAACCCAAAAGUGUCCGUGCAGCAGCAGCUGUGUCCAAACGCGCCCCUCCUCCUCCUCCUCUUCCUCUUCUUCCUCAUCUGGACCCCAACUGUAAUGAACCCAGCCUGCCUUGUCUGUGCUGCGACGGCCAUUCCCCCCAGGACAAUAACAGUCUGUUCAACCACAACCACAACAACAACAAUACCAUCUCCAUCAGACAGCAGCUGAAGCUUCAGCCCCCUCCACCACCUCCCCUGCUACCCCAGAGACAGGAGGGGACAGGGGGCAAGACCAAGACACAGGCCAGCCCCUCUCAGACCAGGCCCCAGCCUCAGGUCCUGGCCCCGGCCUGCCCCCCUAAUGGCCUGGAACUGGAGAAAGGAAUAAAAGAUGAGGAGAAUGCAGAUGUUAACAAGAACACAGAUGUGGUCAUAGAUAACAAGAAAGAAACAGAGGAAGAGAUGGAUAACAAGAAAGAAAUGGAGGAAGAGAUGGAUAACAAGAAAGAAACGGAGGAAGAGAUGGAUAACAAGAAAGAAACAGAGGAGGAAGAGAUGGAUAACAAGAAAGAAACAGAGGAAGAGAUGGAUAACAAGAAAGAAACAGAGGAGGAAGAGAUGGAUAACAAGAAAGAAACAGAGGAGGAAGAGAUGGAUAACAAGAAAGAAACAGAGGAGGAAGAGAUGGAUAACAAGAAAGAAACGGAGGAGGAAGAAGAAAACAGUGACCACACUCUCAUUCACGUUCCUGAACGCUACCCAGCCUCCCGUUCACCCCCAGUCCUGCUCCUCAACCCCAAACCCCCCUCUGUCUCUCGUUGCCCUUCCUCCCCCCCACACGCCUGCUCCCCAGACGAGGGCUACCCCUCCGCCCCCGCCUCCCCCUCCUCCUCUGACUACCUGGGGGUCAAAGGUCAGACAGGCUUAGGGUCAGAGGUCGCCAAACUAGGCCUCCUGGACUUCCUGGAGUCAGUGGGAGACUUUGGAAAGAUGGAGCGCUUUAGCCAGGUGAUUCAGGUGGCUCGCUGGGACCUGGAGGGGGAUCCUCAGGGGGAUCUACUGAGGGAUCGACUGGAUCACCUGGACCGACUGGAGAGUGUCAACAGGCAGGUGAAGCUGGCCCACAUCGCCAGGCUCCAUGAGAAGGGACUGGAUCUAGGUGAUCUGGGCAAGGAGGAUCUCUCUGAUGUUCUGGAUGAGAUGGGGAACGUGGAUAUGUCUUGGAAGCUGUAUAAGGGCCGGGGAGGGUCGUUGGGAGAUUCCCAGGAGUUCUCUGAUGCUGGAGUGGAUCUGACAGCACCUUCAGACUGUGACGAGCCCCUGGUCUCACAAUCAGAGACCUCUUCGCCCAUAGAGCCCCCACCGAGACCCCCCAAACCCCCUGCCCGCUAUGCCAGCGUGAACUCUGAACUCCACACCUACAUCAACAUCAGCCGUGACAUCACCCCCUCCGUCUCUGUCUGCACCUCUCCAUCCUCAUCCCCCACUUUCUACACCUUCAGGAUGCGGGAAGACCCCCCUGUCCCUCCCCCUCCCACCUCUCGCCCUCCUCCUCUCCCCCCUGCUCCCACCAUUUCCAUCUCCAACUCCGCCACCCCCCCUGCCAUCCCUCCCCCUCCCUCUUUCCAUGCGUUGGAUGAUGAGAUCCGUAAGCUACUGGUGCUAGCAGGACUGACCCAGGCUGAGCUCCUGAAACUCAGCCCAGAGCUGGGGGUUUGUGUGGGGGGACUGGAGGAGGAGGGAGCGGGGGAGACCCACCACACCUCCAGGCCUGGACAGACACAAGAUAGAGGGAUGAGGAGAAAAGAGGAGAGGGCUAAGGAGCAGUAUGAUAUAGAUGGGUUGGCUGUGGAUGGAUGGAGAGAUGGAGGAGGGAGGUCAGGGGUGGAGAGGGAUAGAGAGACUGAUAUAUUUGGAGGAGUAAAGGAGGAUGAGGGAGAGAAAGAGGAGAGCAGAGAUGUGUUUAGAACCACGUCUUUCACUGACAUGGCGAGAAGGAGGAAGAGAAACAGUGGGUUUGGGGCUAACGUUAGCCUAGCAUCUGACCCCUACUACAGCACUGGCAAUACCAACACCUCUAACAAUGUUAACUUUGAGACUUUCAAAUAUUCCCCUGUGCUCUCGGAAAUCCCUCCCGCUCCUCCCCCGCGUCCCUUACCCCCUGUCCCCCCUACCCUGCCCCCCCUCAAGGUUUGCACCCUUCUCGCCAACUCUUUACGCCCAGAGCGAUUUGAUUGGCUCAUGGCUUUCUCCCCCGAUGGUGAAACCCUGAACCCGCCCUUGGAAGUUAGAAAAUCCAAUGAGGAAACCCUGAAGAAAUCUACUUCCGGGUCAACGUCGUCAUCUGGGUCAACGUCAGGGUCGGGUUCAAAAGUGAUGACCUUCAAGGAACUGCGUAACCGUAGCAAACACAGCUCCCCGGCCUACCAACUAAUAACUGAACCGGAUCCUGAUCCCACAGUCAUAACCCCUGACCCUGACUUCCUCUACAACCUCAAGUGGAGGAGGGAAAAGACGGACAGCGACGGAAUCCAAUGGGAGUACACCUCCCAGGCCCAGGCCACCUUCCUGCAACCACCUCCCCUCACCUCAUUGGCUGCUUUUAGGGAAAUGUUCCAGAAAGCAGAGGAUGCGAUUGGACAACCCGAGUUAUGUCCCUCGCAGCAGAUUGGGUGCUCAGCCAGUGAAGGGAACCUGUGGAGGAUGGAUGGACAGAGAAAAGAGGAGGGAGAAAAGAGGAAAGAAGAGGUAGAGGAAGAAGAGGUGGAGGUGAGAGGAACAGCUGAUGGAGGAAGAACCUGGGAGUCAAGAACUACAGCGGUUCGUAGCGUCUCAUUCGCCGGCUCUGUACAGAGAGGCGGGACUUCCUGGAUGGGCGAUGACGUGAAGGCCCCUCUGAGAGGCCUAGGGCUGUCCUCUCUGUGCCUGCUGGAAAAAAGAGCUCUGGUCAGUGCAGUCAGUGUGGCAGUGGAGGCCAUUUUGGCUCAGUUCAGCACCUCACGGACCCUGGUGCAGAAGUCUGCCUCCAUUAACAAGGCUCUAUCAGGAGACAGCAGUGUGAAUCCGUCUCUGGGUCGGCUGGUGCUGCAGUGUUUGUGCCCCGCCCUGCGGAGCCUGCUCUCUGACGGCCUCAAGCCCCACCAGAGUGAUUUGAUCUCGGGCAGGAGGCCAAACUCAGCCUGGGGACUGGUCCAGGCCUCCACCAGGCCAGGGCCCAGCACUCAGUCCCUGUACAGCCUCCAGGCUAGAAUAGGAGAGCUGCCCCAGCUCAGGCAGAACAAACACAGGUUCAACGCCUUCCUCCUCGGCCUCCUCAACAUCAAGCUUAUGGAUUUCUGGCUGUCCCAUCUCCAGUCAUGCAGUGAUGUGUUGGUGACGUUCUACCGGCCCUCCUCCUUCAUGCGUUUGUCAUUGACUUCCUGCCAGCCUCUGUUUGAGGAGCUCCUCCUCCUGCUGCAGCCCCUCAGUCUCCUGACCCUUAACCUCGACCUGCUCUUCCAGCACCACCACCUGGAGCCAGCCAAUCACAGCCCAGAGAUCCCCAGCCCACCCAAUCAGGACCUGGGAUUCAGGCUCUCGCCCCGGGGGUCCGCUUCCCAAGGCAGGGGCAGCAGCUAUCUCGAGAGCCUAUCAGAGCUGGACUUUGGGAGAGCAGAACCCGAGGCGACCAAUCGUAAUGCGAGCUCGUCGUCCCUGGCCAAUUCAGGGGUGAGAGGGUUGGUGGAGUCACUGAAGCCAGAGAGUCUCAGUGUGGGGCCUGCGAAGGUCUCUGGGGGUCUUGCGGAGACAAGUCCUCAGCUGAUGUGGGUUCAGGAGAAAGAAAUGAUGGAGCUAGCACCUCCUAAUGUUGAGGAGGCCAGUCUCUCCCAACAGGCAGGACAGGUGAUCCAGCAGGGAUGGGGGGCUGUGGUACGCUGGGGGGGCAAGCUGGGCCAGAACCUGGCUGAACUCAGCCUGUCUGCAGUACAGAACCAGGAGGGGACAUCCAGAGACCCCCCAGAGCCCCAGGCCAGUACCCAGGCCAGGAGUGACCCUCCUCAGGUCGAUGGAGCAUUGGCGGUCCCCUGGGGUUUGGGACGGCUGUUUGGAGCCUCCAAUAACCCCACGAUACCCACACUUCCAACCAGACGUCCAUCUCAGUGGUUGUCUCCAGGGGUGUCUGUUCUGACCCGGAUGGUGAGCAGCAGUUCCAGCGCUAACCAGAGGAGGGUGCUGGAGCCCCAGCAGGUAGAAGAGGUGGUAGAGAGAGAGAUGGAGGAGACAUGGGACAACCCAAGACCCCUCAGGUCAGUCAGAACACUAUGCGACCACUCUGGCACAGGGGCGGAGCUAAGCUUCCAGAAAGGGGAGGAGUUAGUGGUUUUAGGGGGUGUCGAUCACGACUGGAUUCGCUGUCGUCAGGGAGACCGAGAGGGGCUCGUACCCAUUGGCUACGCCUCACUGAUCCUGUGAUUUCAGACACCGUAUCAGAGUUUUGAUUGUUUGAAUAUAUAUGGGGGAGGGAAAAUGAAGUCAUAAAGCUAUAAUGUAUUUAGGCAACCAUAGAGAGGCUGUGGCGAAGUCCCAAUGCUCUCAGAGAAAUAGUUCACCCCCGAAUCUAAGUUCAAAUCACGUUUUUAUAUCUCUAAAGUAGUCCAAAGUCGUAUGUCAGGGUUCCCCAACUGGCGGCCCAUGAUUUUAUUUGGCCCCCAAGUUUUCUGAGCAAAGGGUUAGAAUUACUUGUUGGACAUAAAAGACUAAAAUCAGCAGUAAAUGUUGGAAAUCUGUUCCAAAGUAUUCCCACACAUAGAGAGAGAUGUGAUUGUUUACAAAUCUAAGCAAGGUUUGAAAUGAUUACAUUUUUGUCAAAUGUUAUAUCUGUUUGGGCUUCUUGCGGUCAAUUUGCAGUUUACAAAUGAUUUGUGAUUAUGUUCCAGCCCCCUGACCAUCCAUGGCUGAAUCUAGUUGAUGAUCUCUGGUCUAAGUGAUUUAGUUCAGUCCGUACUCCGCACCAUCUUGUUGUGUAGAUCCCACUAUAUGCACUGGUAGAAAUCUGCAAAACUCAAUGCCAUCUAAUUAGGGGGAUUUAAUGAAGAUUUAAUUUAGCUCACCAGAUGGUGUGGAAUAUGGACCCAGCACGACUUCAGACCACUUUUGAAGUGUGAAAACUUCAGACAAACACUUAUCUUGGUGUGGACUAUCCCUAUAAAUGUCCUCCAUUCAUCAUCUCCUCUCUUUGGUGACCACUGAUCUGAGGAGGACUGGAUAAAGCUUUGUAGAAUUCUAUUCAUAGGUUGCACCUCCGUCACUACAUGCCAUUGUUAUGAACUUUCUCAAGCCGCCAUCGGCGUUGCCCUAAAGUGGUGAUAAGUCCAGUCAUUCUGAAAUGAGUCUAACUACUGUUUAGUCUAAAUUACACUAUAGUGCCUGUGGAAAUACGGUGACGUUGCUAAAGUAGUCAAAAAUGUAGUAGGAAACAACUUUCCCAGCAUGAUCAUGUCGUCAAAUUUACUUUAGACAGAUGGCAACGUCAUCAUUUAUUUUGCAAAAAUAGCUAGCAAGGCUAACGUUAGCUAGUUACAAUCAGGUGGCCUCCCCUCAAUUUAAGCUAGUUAGCUAACGUUAUACUGCAUCUAAAGUCUAUCUGGUGACAUCUAAAUGAUGACGAAUGGGUUUCCUAAUAAUAAUUUGCCUGUUUUUGAAUGUCAUUGUAUUUCCUGGCCACUGUAAUGCACUUUCGAUGAAAUCUUCAUCAGCGCUUAUUGACGAUGCAUUGAGUAGAAUGCUCAGUCGGGCAUCAGUCCAGACGAACGUUAAAAACUAUAUUGUGACGAAACAUGCAACGCAUGCAUUCAGCUUAUCCAGACACUUUCAGAUCAGCAGUCACUAUGGGAAGAUUUAUAGCCUGGUAGCCAGGUCUGUUUCUGCUCUAGCCAACUCCUUCGCCUCAGACCCAGGACCCAGACCUUGCGCCAGGCUAACCGGUGAAGGGAGCCAUGGUAGAGUAUUGGAGCGUAGCCCCUGUUACGUAACGUAGUACCAUAGUGAAAUGUAGCUGUUUUCUGUGUUCUAUUUGACCUUUCACCCCUAUUGAUCUCUCACCUCUUUCGCCUGGUCUCUGUGUGUGUGUGUUUGACAUGUUCCCACUACAAUUAAUAGUCAGUUUAAAAAGGAUAACUAUUUGACUGUAUAAAUAUACAUACAUAAUAUAUAGGUAUAUAAAUAUAGAUUAAUUUAACCGAGAUAGAUAGAUAGAUAGAUAACCAAGAGAAACAGAUAGUCAAACGUUACUAUAGAUACGGUUGAUCAUGAAUCAAAUUGAUAAGUGAUCUGGCCUUUUAUCCCCAACUCACCAGUCACUACUCUAUAGUCAUUAUACACAGCUCCAGUGUUUUUGUCAAUUAUUGGAAUCCAGUGGCUUCAUCUUAGUGUGUGUUGUAUGCAUUGCCUUGACUUCAUAUCCUUCAUAGCGUCAUCAUACCCUGAUAGAUUUAGUCUCAUACCUUUACACUGUAUUUAUUGUAUAAUAAAUGCUUUGAGUGAAUGCAGCAGGGUUGGGCUCAAUAUGGCAGUCAAUUCAGGAAGUAAACUGAAAUUCCAAUUCGAUGAUUGAAAUAGGGGCCUCUUUUUUUAAUGACUUCUUAAUGAAUUAAAAAAGAGAAGCUAUUUAUGUUUUUUAAUUAGCUGAUUUUAAAUUAAAAUCACUUCCUGAAUUGGCAGCCUUCAAUUCGAAUUGAGCCCAACCCUAGAAUGCAGAAGAGUAUCUAUCUAUACAACACAUAUCUAUCUAAAGGACAUUCUAGUAUCCAACAGUAUAUUAGUAUAACUGGCAUAGCAAUGCUGUAACUUCAAUCAGUCCACACCUCUUAAACCUCACUAACACAUACUACUCAGUGCUUAUGGAAAUAUCAAUGCUUUGAGAUAGACAGAUAAACAGACAGAUAAACAGACAGAUAAACAGACACAUAAACAGAUAGACAGACAGACAGAUAAACAGACAGAUAAACAGAUAGAUAAACAGAUAGAUAAACAGACAGAUAAACAGACAGAUAAACAGAUAGAUAAACAGACAGAUAAACAGACAGAUAAACAGACAGAUUAACAGAUAGAUAAACAGACAGAUUAACAGACAGAUUAACAGACAGAUUAACAGACAGAUAAACAGAUAGAUAAACAGACAGAUUAACAGACAGAUUAACAGUCUGAGGGACUUGAGACCUGUCUCUUUCUACUCAGCCCAGGGUUGAUCAACUGUAGUCUGGUUACUUUUCCUUUACCUCAUAGAUCAAUUAGUAUCUUUGAUUCCCCAGAUAUUUAACUCUACUGGUUACCUGGGCAUUACUAAGUCUGACUAUAAGACAAUUGAAAAGACUACAGAGACCAGUAGACAAUGUGGGUUUCCAUAGUUGUACAUUCCUGACCGAGACUAUCCAAGCUUUCAGAUGAAGCAGUAAGCUACUCCCUGAUGUACUGUAUGUGUAUGAAGAUACCACGACUGUCAAGCCUAUGUGUUUGAGGAAGAGGCUGUCCUUCCCCCAACCGUACCUCAGCUCUCAUAUGUACCUUCCUUCUUUCCCUACCUGUCAUGCUAACCCGUGUAAGGUCAUCAUUUUUAAUACCGUAGUAACGAUAGUGGUAGUUGAAUAACGUUAAAGUAAUAAUGUUUAUUACUAUGUUUAUCUUCUGAUUUGGUUGGUAGUUAUUCUGUAGGCUUGGUAAUGAUGAUGCAUAAUGAUGUACUUCUCAAAGGCUUCUGGUUUAAAGGAACUGUUUGUAUGCUGUUUUUUUUGUUUUGUCACUUGCGGGUGACAUGGCGCUUCUUGAAGAGUUCAGGUUACUUGAGGAAUGAAGAAUAGAACAUAUUACCCAUAAAUUCAAAUUCAAUGGGAAUAUCGCUCUUUUGAUUGGUCAGAAAAAAAUAUAAAAGGUUACCAUGCCAACAAGCCUCUGUGGUGUAGCACAGGGUUAGUGUCCCUAUGACAACCCUAUGACAACAUUAGAUUGGAAACAUUGUAACUUUGCACUUGCAUUACACAGGCUACCAAAUCUUCCACCAAAUGCAAUGGUAUGGCACUGGCUAGUAUGUCAACAACCUAACUAGCUAAUCCAAAUCGCUGGUGUCUCAAGACAAUGUGUAUCUAGAAUAGAUAGUUGUUUACCAAACAGUGGAGCCACUGUGUGUCAUGGCCAGUCACACUAAACCCCUGGUUUUCUAAAGGCUUUAGCUGGGUCACGGCAACAAAACAAGAUAGACAACUACUUUCUUAGGCCAGUCAAUUGACAUGAGUCGUUUUAGAGCUAUCUAUAAUGUAUUUUAAUUACAGCUUGUAGUAAAUUAGGCUGUAUGAGGGAGGAGCUAGUUAGUGUCAGCAAGGCCCACCAUUCAAUGUGCCAUGCCUAGAUGCAGGUGAAGGGUAAACCUAACUUCAGGAAAUACACAUGGUCUGUGACGGUAACAAUCUCAGUAUGUUGACAAGGAUUUUUUUGUUAUUUUUGUCAUUGAUUCGGGUAUAUUUUCCAUUGUGUGAGAUGAUCCAUGAUAAAUGCAUUGAUUUGUAUGAAAAGCUGUACAUUUAUUGGAGGUGGUAUUUAUUGACCCUGGAGUCCCUGAAAGGUAUAUAGCUCUGUUGUAUUUAUCCCCUCACAUCUAUCUAUCAAUCUAUCUAUCUAUCUAUCUCUGUGUGUGUGUGUGUGUGUGUGUGUGUGUGUGUGUGUGUGUGUGUGUGUGUGUGUGUGUGUGUGUGUGUGUGUGUGUGUGUGUGUGUGUGUCACAGGAGGUUGGUGGCACCAUAAUUGGGGAGGACAGGCUUGUGGUAAUGGCUGGAGCGGAAUAUGUGGAACGUUAUCAAAUACAUGAAACACCUGGUUUGAUGCCAUUCCAUUCGCUCCGUUCCAGCCAUUAUUAUGAGCCGUCCUCCCCUCAGCCUCCACUGGUGUGUGUGUGUGUGAACGAGCAUGUGUCUGUGUGUGUAGCAGUGGGUUCUGUAUCUCUCUGGUGUGAUGUAGCCUGCCCUGUACCUCACUGUUCCAUAGUGUACUGUGUCCCUGUAGCGUCAGUCAGCGUCCGACUCCCGCAUGAGCUUGUUUGUAAAUACCCAAUAAAUAAUCAACAUAAACCAAA
Molecule: messenger RNA, 9340 nt
Organism: Salmo salar (Atlantic salmon)
Lineage: Eukaryota; Metazoa; Chordata; Actinopteri; Salmoniformes; Salmonidae
Source: RefSeq, a predicted model, not a curated record